This is a messenger RNA of Talaromyces atroroseus, 2751 nucleotides long. RefSeq lists its product as hypothetical. Lineage: Eukaryota; Fungi; Ascomycota; Eurotiomycetes; Eurotiales; Trichocomaceae. Gene Ontology annotation, biological process: protein phosphorylation. The record is from RefSeq and is a predicted model, not a curated record. The transcript is spliced from 4 exons. Gene Ontology annotation, molecular function: protein kinase activity; protein binding; ATP binding. Bases 1 to 2751 code for a protein of 916 amino acids.
AUGUUGGCUUCGAAGACAACAUACCCACCUGCCUUGGGUCUCUCUGCUUCCCAGGCGACCCCUUCAUAUCAAUCGACAGGCUUUCUUCGAACCGAAACUCCGUCGCUCGCAAGCGACGCGGGGCUUUUUGUUUCGCCCACCGAAUCCGAGUUCUCAGAUGUCCAUGAUAGAUUAGAUUCAGUCCGAUCGUGGGAUGAGCAAAAGGUCGCCGAAUGGCUGCACAGUAUAAGAUGUGGGCAGUAUGAGCCGCUGUUCAAGGCAAAUAAUUUUAACGGGGAUAAUUUGCUCGAAUGUGAUCAGAAGAUCCUCCAGGAGAUCGGAAUCAAGAAGAUUGGUGACCGGGUCCGUAUUUUUGUCGCUAUCAAGCAAUUAAGAAAUAAAACUAUCAUCAGCCGCAAGCCGCACAGUCUAGACCCUCUUACUGCCCUCGAAGCUACGACCUACACACCUUUGUCGACUUUAUCAACUGAUGCUUAUUCUUCCUCGACUUCCCGCAGCCAAACCCAUCCAGGCAAUAAACGGUGGUCUCGUCAACUAGAUUCCCUGGGUGGCAGAUCUACAUCGCGUCCUUCGUCUCCUCUAACCACAGAGGAUAGAAUACGAGCAUUCCGAUACAAUACUAGCCCAGUAGACGGCUCGCGACGAGAGGGUGGUCCGGGAUAUUUCAGUCAUCCGUCUUCCGCUGGAUCGGGGCACCGCUCAGCUACUUCUGGCGAUGCUUCACAGUCAUUGCACUUGAGACAAAACCCAAGCAUUGAUGGCUUGACGAUAGGCUCUCUCCCCGCAAACUCUCACGUCAUUCGGGUAAUCUAUACUGGCGGACAGACAAAGGCUAUGAACGUCAAAAAUUGCAAGUCGGCGGACGAAAUAUUGCUUUAUGUGCUCAGAAAACUACAGCUUCCAGAGUAUCAAUAUCGCAACUAUUGCUUCUAUGUCUUAGAUGGCCUGGAACCAAACCCAGCAAAUUGUAGACGGGUGACCGAUUCUGAAUUAAUGAGAAUCUGCGAGGGCUCGCAGAAAUCAGAACGCGGCCGUCUCAUUCUACGAAAAAUCCACGCUGGGGAGCCUGAUGCCGACGAACUUCGCCGUGCAGCUCAGCUCGCUCUCGAUGAGAGUCAGGCAACUCAUCUCAACGCUUUGAGCAGCUCUAAUCCCCGCAACCAACUCAAAAUCCAGCAACUGACAGGAGAGCCGUGGCACAACAUAAAGCAACCAAUCUCUCCGCUGACGUCUUCGAGGCAUAUCCCAAAUGAUGACCAUGAUGCUUCUCCCACGUCUUCUGUCAUGGAGCGUCCAUCUGCGUCAAAGCUGCGCUCUUUCUUUGGUGCCCGGCCUCCGAGUGAAAUGAUUAUUCACGAGUUGACUUCGUAUUUCCCGAGUCAUCAGCGAGAGGACAUUGAGAAAACGAUGCGUCUUUCUGUGCGAAGAUCCCAGCGAUUGAGUCGAGCUGCGAGCCGCCUCAGCGUUGUCAGUAACAUCAGUUUUGCAUCAAGCUUGAAGGACGCACCACCCAUUCCCAGCAUUGCCGACACAUGGCUUACUGGAGGCCAAGCUGCGCGCCCGUCACGACCGUUAUCAGUCGUGAGACCUCAUCUUCCUCAGGCCUCGUAUCGAGAUUCGAUUGCUUCGAGUUCGUUGCAGCCACUCCAAGAAGAGUCUCCAAUUGAACCAUCACCAAUUGAACCAGAUCGCAAGUCUUACGUAUCGUUCGGAAGUACGUCCGACCCUAUGGUUGGUGACACGAUGUCAAACCAAAGGAGCUUCCUCGAUGAAACAUUAAGUGUCGCAGCCACUGAUGGCGGAGGCUCCCUGAAUGAACGCCUGAGUAUGAUCGUAGCCGAUGACGGCGAGGAAGAGGACGUCGGCCUCGCAGACUUCUUGGCAGGGGACAACUUUGCGGCCAAGAACUGGAUGAAAGGUUCUCUCAUUGGUGAAGGCUCAUUUGGAAGUGUCUACCUCGCUCUGCACUCAAUCACUGGUGAGCUCAUGGCGGUGAAGCAAGUUGAACUCCCGUCGGCGACCAAAGGCACGGAGUUUGACAAGCGGAAGAACACCAUGGUUACAGCCCUGAAGCAUGAGAUUGAGCUUCUUCAAGGACUGCACCAUGCCAACAUUGUCCAAUACCUCGGUACCUCCGCGGAUGACCACAACCUGAACAUUUUCCUAGAAUACGUGCCUGGAGGUUCGAUUGCCGAAAUGCUCAAACAAUACAACACCUUCCAAGAGCCCUUGAUCAAGAACUUUGUCCGUCAGAUUCUCGCGGGCUUAUCUUACCUACAUAGCCGGGAUAUCAUCCACCGUGAUAUCAAGGGUGCCAACAUCCUCGUAGACAACAAAGGCGGAAUCAAAAUCUCAGAUUUCGGUAUUUCAAAGCGCGUGGAAGCAUCCGCCAUGCUGGGAUCGAGCGCAGUCAGUGGCAAGGGCCAUCUGCACCGCCCCUCUCUCCAAGGAAGUGUCUACUGGAUGGCCCCCGAAGUCGUGCGACAAACAGCACAUACCAAAAAGGCCGACAUCUGGAGUCUGGGCUGUCUGAUUGUGGAAAUGUUCAUCGGCGCUCACCCGUUCCCCGACUGCAGUCAGUUACAAGCUAUAUUCGCCAUUGGUAACAAUCAAGCUCGACCACCGGCGCCUGAGCACGCCAGCAAGGAAGCUCGUGCAUUCUUGGAUGUUACGUUUGAAAUCAAUCACGAGAAACGGCCUAGUGCUGAUGACUUGUUAGAAAGUCCUUUCCUUGCUGCGUCCGUUGCAUGA